Messenger RNA from Lathyrus sativus (Indian pea), 1284 nucleotides. The record is from the annotation of a GenBank genome assembly. NCBI's taxonomy places the organism in Eukaryota, Viridiplantae, Streptophyta, Magnoliopsida, Fabales, Fabaceae.
AUGCCGGUUUUUUCUUUUUUAUGUCACUGUUUUUCCACUGAUGGAACUGAAAAGAAAAACAGCACUUCACUAACAAGAGAUUUUGAGAAGGGUAGCAAUUUGGUGGCAGUGAGUUCUGAGAAGCCGGUUAGCAAUGAUGAGAUGGUGUCUGUGGAUUCUAAGGUUUCAGGCAGACGUAAGAAAUCAGUUUCUGUAAAUGUGGUUUCUGAGUUACCAAGUAGUCAUGGUGGUCAGUCAUUGUUAAUUGAUUCCGAGCUGCAAAACAACCAAUGUAGCAUUAGUGACUGUGAGAUCUACAAGUAUUCUGAACUUGAAAAAGCUACCAAUAACUUUGAUGCUAGUAGAAUACUUGGCAGUGGAGGCUAUGGCACAGUUUACUCUGGAACACUUAAAGACGGGCAACUUGUUGCAGUCAAGCGCUUACACAAAGACAAGUUCAAGAUCUUAAAGUUACAUGAUAAGAAGCUUGAGGAGGAGACACUAAGAAAGUUCAUAAAUGAAGUUUCUAUGUUAACUCGCAUGAGGCAUGAAAAUCUUGUCCAACUCUAUGGCUGCACCUCUCCUCAAACCCAAGAACUACUUCUCGUGCAAGAAUAUGUUCCCAAUGGAACUGUGGCUCGUCGUCUUCAUAAAGACACCUUCCCAUGGUCUACUCGAUUAAAUGUUGCAUUACAAACUUCAAGUGCAUUGGCUUAUCUUCAUGCUUGCAAUAUUAUUCACCGCGACGUGAAAACCAGUAAUAUUCUACUUGACGAAAGUUUGAAUGCUAAAGUUGCGGACUUUGGGUUGUCACGAAUUGUCCCGUACGGGGCUACUCACGUUACAACCGAUCCUGCUGGAACUCCGGGUUAUAUUGAUCCCGAGUAUUAUGAACAUUGUCAUCUAUCGGAUAAAAGUGACGUGUACAGCUUCGGAGUGAUAUUGGUCGAGUUAAUAUCAUCUUUGCCUGCAUAUAACGAGGAUGAAAAACAGCCUUUUCUUUCAGAUUUUGCUAUGGAUCACAUUCUUAAAGGACAACUCGGGAAGCUUGUCGAUCCGAAUCUUGGAUUUCAAUCAGACAAUUGGGUAAGUGAAACGGUAAGUGCGGUGGCAGAAUUGGCUUUUGGCUGUUUACACCUUCAAAGAGAUAUGAGACCUUCCAUGAGUGAGGUGUUGAAUACUCUUGAAAGCAUUAAAAGUGGAAGCUCUCAAAAAGCUCUUAAAUGGGAUUCAAAUAAUUGUUAUAAUGCUACCAAAGUUCACAUUGUGUCACGUUUACCUGAUGAUUAUUUUGAAAAUAAAUAA